AUGCUCGAUGUUAUUGUAAUAGGUGCAGGUAUCUCUGGCUUGGCAGCUGCCCACCUCCUUUCUCGUGAAUCAUACAGUGUCUUGGUUUUGGAAGCGCGUUGUCGUCCAGGAGGGCGAAUACACAGUGUUCGUUUACCACCGUUACCAGCUUCUAUUCCUGAUGUUGAGUCAAGUAUCAAUCACGAUGACCUUAGCACUUAUCACUUCAAUCUUGAUGAACAGAAAAGCAGUACUUCAUUUGUUGAAUUGUCAGAUUCUGAAAGUAGUUGUAUGUCUUCACGUUCGAUCCCUUCCGGUCAACAGUCGCUUGAUCGUUCGUUAGAUGAAAUUAAUUCAGACUUUUCUGGUCCAGUUGAUGUUGAUCUCGGGGCCAACUAUUUAAUUGGAUGUUCAAACCGACAGGCUGAUCAACCAUUAUUUCACUUAGCACGUAUGCUACGCAUACCAACUGCUGUCACAGCCGGAGAUUUAUGCAAAAAGUAUCGAGGUUGGGAGUGUGCUGAAAUCGCGAAGUGGCUUAAUCAUUGUUCACCUGAUUGUCCGAUAACGGCUGACCAAGUUGCUAAUGGUGUAUUCCUUUUUGAUAAGGUUAUCCAUCUGACUGUCGAUCGUUACUUGGGAAUAAAAUCUAAAGCGCAGAAUAUUAAUCUUUCAAAUACUUCAGUCAAGAAUCUCUUCGAUGAAGCACUACAAGAUAUAUUUAAUGCGGAAGCUCGAUUUGGACUUCGUCCGUCUGCAACUUUUCACGACCACAUUGAAGAAGGCAUUUUUUUGUCUGUAGUUAGCCGUUACUUAGCGUAUGUAAAUCCUAUAGAACGCCUUCCAUUAUGCGUUUUAGACGAUUUAUGUGAAGUAACAGACUCUAAAUGGCAGUCAAAUAUAAUUGGAGCAAAUUCUAGUAUGACAGGGUAUAAUAUGAACCAGUCGUCUUUAUUAGUUCAACUUGUACAAUCGUAUCCUACAGCUGACCAAAGAAGAGCCUACCAUGCAUGGGCAGAACGAAAGUUGGAAGCUCUAGCAAAUAACGAAAAGGCGUCUCUUCCAUCAGUUGCUGGAGCUGUAUGCGUUAGUUGGGAAGACCGUUUGGUGACUAGUCGAUUCGGUGAUAUAUUAAGUCCUCUGCUUAAAGGUGUGAAGAUAGUUUACAAUGCUGUGGUUACUGACAUUGAUUGGAGCGGGACGUGUGAUACUACAAAACAUUUUAAGAUAGUUGUAAAAGCUAGGGUCAACCAAAAGCCCCAGUUGACUCAGAAUGGUUAUAGUUGCUCAGCAAAAGGUUCAAAUGAAGAAGAACAGGUGUAUGAAGCUAAGCACUGUAUUAUUACUGUUCCUAUUGGUGUAUUAAAAGGUCUUUGUCCUACGUCAACUAUCACUUUUCAUCCGGAGUUACCUACUGAGAAACGAAUGUCCAUUGAACGCUUGGGAAUGCCUAGUAAAGGUUCAGCUACUCAUGAAAAAGCAGCUCAUCUAAAAUGUCCUGAUCCUCGUUUGCAUAUUCUUAAUUUGCAUCGUUAUGGUAAACCUGGUGUUUUAUGUGCCCACCUAUGGGGAGGAUCAGGUCUCAAUCCUGCAGGUCGGACGGAUAAAGAGAUCGUUGAUAUCUUAUUAGAUUUAUUAGAUGGUAUGUAUGGACAAGGAAAUACUGUCUAUCAAGUUACUGGUGAGGAUAUUAGUUGUAAACAACCGCGAAGUCGUAAAAUCCCAGAUCCAGUAUAUUAUUUAGUUACCCGUUGGGCAGAAGAUCCAUUUGCUUUAGGUUCUUAUACUACUGGGGAACCAGGAAGUUCAGAUGCUGACCGAUCAGUUUAUGCGAAGAGUUUAACAGGUUACGAUGCAAAAAGUCAAAUGCAAUCGGAACCCACUGUCGAAACACAGGAUGGUAACGGUGAUACUGAUGAUGAAUUGAAAACCCCACGUCUUCUGUUUGCAGGUGAGGGUACACUCACAGCUAAAGAGGCUAAAGAAUGCACUCAUGGAGCUUUACAGACGGGGAUUGCACGAGCUAUUGAAUUGCUUCCUUAUCUUAUGAAAUCAAAAUCUUCUCUUCCUGAUCCACAUGUGAUUCGUGAUUUAGAAAUUGUACAAUCUCAUUCACGGUCUAAUUUUUCAAGCUUUAGUACUAAACUUGCUAGUUACCUGUUUGGAAAAGUGCAAUUAAAUCGUUUAUUAAACUGUAAUAUAGCUAAUGGUAAACAAUUUCAUCGUGUCAUUUUAACCCGUUCCACCGAACGACCUUCAAAAAUCUCAUCUAACAUUAAUGAAGAAUUCCAAUCCAGACUGGACAAUAAUUUUAUGAAUACAACUUCAAGAUUAUCUCGUGGUUAUCGUCGACGUUAUCAUAGUUCAUCUAACUCCUACUGGGAUUCAACUGGUGAAAGUUCAUGUAACUGCUGUUCAUAUUCUCAUCCUAAAAGUUCACGUGCUGGACGUAGAGGAAGAAGUAGUAGAAUUUACAAUGGUCGCGGAAAUUUUAAUGCACAGGUUUUAGAUACCCCAAUCAUAAAGCGCCCACGUGGAAGGCCUCCGAGUAGACAAGGUCAUGCGGCUUUAUAUGCAAUUUCUAGAGCUCAUCGUCAUCUAAGAGGAAUUCGUCGAGUGUAUAAGACGUGUGGCAGAGAAUCUUCACGUAUGCCAUAUCAAGGUGUAACUCGCCCUUCAAGGGGUAGAAGAGGUAGACCACGAAAGAAUUUUGGUCGAACUUUUGAAACAACCGGCACAAGUUGGGGUGAUAUGUUAUCUGAAGAAGAUAGACAGGAAACACUGCUUCAGUUAUCGAAUUUACUUAAUGAUUUCCGUUCUUCACAGAAACCAAAGCAUGUUUGUGUAACCAUUCCUCAAGAAUUAUGUCCAAGUAAUGAGUUUGUCGUUAUUAACGAUAUUUCCUCAAAUGAAUUUAUGCUUCACAAAGAAGAGAAUAACGAUCAUGUUCAGCAUUCGGACUCGUUGACCCAAAAGGAUACCGAUGAAACACAAUAA
Molecule: messenger RNA, 2976 nt
Organism: Heterobilharzia americana
Lineage: Eukaryota; Metazoa; Platyhelminthes; Trematoda; Strigeidida; Schistosomatidae
Source: the annotation of a GenBank genome assembly